Molecule: messenger RNA, 3043 nt
Organism: Benincasa hispida (wax gourd)
Lineage: Eukaryota; Viridiplantae; Streptophyta; Magnoliopsida; Cucurbitales; Cucurbitaceae
Source: RefSeq, a predicted model, not a curated record
CAUUCUUUUAAAACCGAAAGCAACGAAAUUUACGCCAGAAGCAGUCGAAUAUCGACGAAACCAUGGUUCUUGCUAUAAUGAAGAUAAUAAAUUCGAGGAUGGUCCGAACGGCUACUCACCAAGUACCCGCAAUUCAUUUUCGAUCCGGCGACCAGCGGCGGCGGUGAGGCUUCUCUUUCUCAUUUCUUCCAGUUUCCCAUGUGGUAAUGCCAAAAUUAAGAAUUGCACGGUGGAUGUUUCAUGACAUCAUUGAUAGAUGACCUUUGUUCAUAUCAACUUCUGCAAAUUUUCUCACACUGGCUUAUAUGAAUCAAAUGAGCAAAAAGACCAUCCUCUCAAAAAUCAUCGGUAAGAAGCACCAUUUAUUCUCCUCUCCGUUUUUCUGUUUACCCUCCAGACUUCUAGUUUUUCAAAUACACUAUGAUGUAGCCACCUGCAAUUUUGUUCUCCAAUCAUAUGCCAACCACAAGAAUCUCACUAAAGGAAAACAGCUUCAUUCCUUAAUGAUCACUUCUGGAUUUAUUCAUUUGCCUUCAUCCAUUACUAGCUUGAUCAACAUGUACUCUAAAUGCAAUCAAAUGGAACAGGCUGUUUUAGUUUUCCACGAUCCAUAUCGUGAGCGUAAUGUGUUUGCAUACAAUGCAAUAAUUGCUGGAUUUGUUGCAAAUGGACUUGCAGCACAUGGGUUUCAGUUUUAUAAGAGAAUGAGGUCAGUGGGUGUAAUGCCUGAUAAGUUCACUUUUCCAUGUGUAGUUAGAGCUUGUUGUGAGUUCAUGGAGGUUAGGAAGAUUCAUGGUUGUUUAUUUAAAAUGGGAUUGGAGUUGGAUGUGUUUGUUGGCAGUGCUCUUGUCAAUACUUACUUGAAGGUUGACAUGAUGGAGGAUGCAGAGAAAGUUUUUGAAGAGUUACCCGAGAGAGAUGUUGUGCUUUGGAAUGCAAUGAUCAAUGGUUACACCCAAAUUGGUCGCCUCAACAAAGCAGUAGUGGUUUUUAAGAAUAUGGGUAAAGAAGGGAUUUCACCUUGUAGAUUUACAAUGACUGGAAUUUUGUCUAUUCUUACUUUGAUGAGAGAUAUUAACAAUGGUAGAGCAAUUCAUGGAAUUGUAACAAAAAUGGGUUAUAGUUCAUGUGUUGCAGUUUCAAAUGCACUGAUUGAUAUGUAUGGGAAAUGCAAGCAUAUUGAAGAUGCUUUAAUGAUUUUUGAGAUGAUAAAUGAGAAGGAUUUGUUUUCAUGGAAUUCAGUUAUAUCUGCUCAUGAGCAAUGUGGUGAUCAUGAUAGUACCUUGAGACUUUUUGGCAAGAUGUUAGGUUCUAGGGUUCUACCUGAUGUGGUUACUAUCACUGCUGUACUUCCAGCUUGUUCUCACUUGGCUGCCCUCAUGCAUGGUAGAGAAAUUCAUGGAUAUAUGAUUGUUAACGGAUUGGGAAAAAAUGAAAACGGUGAUGACGUAUUAUUAAACAAUGCUGUUAUGGACAUGUAUGCGAAGUGUGGAUGCAUGAAAAAUGCUGACAUAGUAUUUGAUCUAACAAGGAAUAAGGAUGUGGCGUCUUGGAACAUCAUGAUUAUGGGUUAUGCAAUGCAUGGAUAUGGUAAAGAGGCAUUGGAUAUGUUUCAUCUUAUGUGUGAGGCUCAAAUUAAACCAGAUGCUGUUACAUUUGUUGGAGUUUUAUCUGCUUGUAGUCAUGCAGGUUUUGUACAUCAAGGGCGAUCAUUCUUAACUCGAAUGGAACUUGAAUUUGGUGUGGUUCCAACUAUUGAGCAUUAUACUUGUAUAAUCGACAUGCUCGGUCGAGCAGGACAUGUAGAGGAAGCUUAUGAGCUGGCUCAAAGAAUACCUCUUCAAGAAAACCUUGUUUUGUGGAUGGCAUUAUUGGGAGCAUGUCGACUUCAUGGGAAUGCAGAGUUGGGAAAAGUUGUUGGAGAAAAGAUAACGCGACUUGAACCUGAGCAUUGUGGUAGUGGUAGUUAUAUAUUGAUGUCUAGUAUGUAUGGAGUCGUAGGUCGAUAUGAAGAAGCAUUGGAGGUUAGACGAACAAUGAAUGAACAAAAUGUUAAGAAGACACCAGGUUGUAGCUGGAUUGAACUCAAGGAUGGGCUGUAUGUUUUUAGCAUGGGAGACAGGACACAUCAUGAAUUAAAUGCAUUGAUUAAUUGCCUUUGUGGCAUUGGAUACUUUCAUGAUGAAGUUAUGCAUUCAUUUUAAGCUAUGUUAGUAUUUGCAAUUGAAUUGACCCUUUCUUUUUACCAGAUAGGAAUAAAGGCUUAAAAAACACAUGGAUGAAUUUACAGUUGAUUGAGGAGGGAAUGGAAGAAUGGGCUUCUUUGAACACGCUUACAGAAGACACUCUUCGCAGCAAGGAAGAACGAUUUCCUGUGGCCUUUGGAUCCAUCGAGCACUUUUAAGGUUUGUUCUCUCUAUUAUAAGUUUACGAGUCUCAAUAGGCUGGUUGUUACAUCCCCUCUACAAAAGCAUUUGGAAGGACAAAUACCUAAAGAAGAUAAAAGAGUGUUUUAUGGGGCGGUUUGGGACUUUCCAACUUAAGAACUUGAAAAUUUACUCCAAACAGGCCCUUCGCCAUUGUGCAUGAGACAAUGGCCAAACGGCUCCGUAUUGCCUAGAGGAUGUAUUCUGUGUUCUAUGCAUAAAUUGUAACGAUGUCCAAGAACACUUUUCCUUGUUACAUAGAAUUUCUCUCAUGAGUAUCGAUGCACCAUCCUAAAGUCUUUCAAAUGGUUAAUGACUCUCCCAAGUGAUAUGAAGACCUAAUUGGAGACCUUUGGCCAGCCAUCCUUUCAAGAAUGGCUGCAGAUUAUUAGAGCGCAUUGCACGUGUUUCAUAACAUCUUCAGCCAUGCAUCCACAACUAUUCAUAGAUUCUAUUAUAAUAAUUCUUUUGUUGGUUUAAAUUAUGUUCCCCAUUUACCAUUUAUAGUAUCAUGAUCUUGAAGUUAAUUAGAGCUUUUUUUGUGGUUUCUUUUAUAGGAUCUCUGGUAUAUUUUGUAACAUUUCAAUAGCAUCAAUAAAAUAUUUGUUUUCUAAUAA